AUGCCGUCCUCAUCACUCGUUCUGAGGCUCGGUGCCGUUCUCUCCGCUCUUUCCUCUACUGCUUUCUCUGCAAAGUACACACUCGAAGAUUCUUACACAGGUGCCAAUUUCUUGGACGGGUUCGAAUUCUUCACUGAACCGGAUCCCACCAAUGGCUUCGUUCGUUAUCUACCGAAAAAUACAGCAAUCAACUCAGGACUGGUUAGGACCAUUGGAAUGGAUACCUACCUGGGCGUGGACUUCACCACACCGUUGACCGUCAAUGGACCGGGACGGGCCAGUGUACGCGUGGAGACUUUGAAGAGGUAUCAGUUCGGUCUUUUCGUUUUGAAUCUCAAGCAUAUGCCUGCAUCGACCUGUGGCACCUGGCCUGCUUUCUGGAGCUUGGGAGAAGGCGAUGCUGGCAUGUGGCCCAAAAAUGGGGAAAUCGAUAUCAUCGAAGGCGUCAAUAGAAAUACGAACAACAAAUUUGUUCUUCACACUGACAAGAAUUGCAAGGUUGAUGGAACGGGUCACACCGGUAUCACAGGCCCAACGGACUGUUCUCUGGAAACCGGUGGAACCGCCGGUUGCGACGUGAACGCGGCAGAGUCGACCAGCUACGGUUCUGGCUUCAAUGCGGUUAAUGGUGGGGUAUACGCUAUGGAGUGGACCGCCGAGUCCAUCAAAAUGUGGUUCUUCCCCCGUGGUGCCAUCCCAGCCAGCAUCGUUGCCGAAGCGCCAGAUACAGCAGACUUUGGUACUCCAACAGCCAAUUUCGAGGGUGAUUGUGAUUUCGCCAACAAAUUCAUCCAGCAGAAGUUCAUCUUCAACACCGACUUCUGCGGUGACUGGGCCGGCUGGGUCUACGCUCAAUCUGGCUGCCCGCAGUAUCCUGGUCUCAACUCAAUGGACGCUUGCAAGCGUUUCGUCGCCCAGAACCCCAGUGCCUUCUCGCAGUCGUAUUGGCUCAUUAGCUACUUCAAGACCUUCAAGGCCGCCUCUGAAUCCACCUCCUCCACCUCGGCUUCCAGCACGCAGUCGUCUACGUCCACCUCGGCUUCUGAUUACACCGUCACGACCUCUGCUGCCUCCAGCACCGCCUCUGAAACCUCCACAUCAUCGAGCUCAGAGUCGUCGUCUACCAGCAGUGCAAGCUCCGACGUGAGCAGCACUACUUCAGACGCUAGCUCUAGCUCCAGCUCCAGCUCUGGCGUGAGCAGCACUGCUUCGGACGCCAGCUCCAGCUCCAGCUCCAGCUCCGUCGACGUGUCCUCGGUCACUUCGACCUAUGAGACCAGCUCUGCGACUUCUACCGCUGCCGAAUCCCACGAGACUUCAACAACGGCUGCGUACGACACCGGUUCCGCCACUUCUACUGCUGCCAAUGCCUACGAGACUACAUCCAGUGAUGCAGACCACUACGAAACGCAAUCGGCUUCAACCUCUUGCACGACUUCCACGGCUGCGUAUGACACCGCCUCCACGACUUCUACUGCUGUCAACGCCUACGAGACUUCGUCCAUUGAAGUAGAUAACCACGAAACGAACUCGGCCUCGACUUCCUGCACGACCUCAACGACGGCUGCAUAUGACACUAGCUCUACGGCUUCUACUGCUGCGGUCGCCUACGAGACUACAUCCAGUAACAUCAAGUAUCACGAAACUGACUCCUCGACUUCCUGCACGACCUCAACAACGGCGGCAUAUGACAACAGCUCUACGACUUCAACGGCUGCCGGUUCCUACGAGACUCCCUCCAGCGAUGAAGCUAACCACGAGUCCUAUUCUGCCUCGACAUCUUGCACAAGUUCAACAACACCCGCCUACGAAGUCAGCAGCUCGACUGAAGAUUACCCCGUGCCAACCUCCACUCUCCCUGCUUCCGGCAAUCCCACCUAUCCUGCAACGUCCGGCAAUUCCAACCCCUCAUACGUGACAAAAACGUAUACGACUACCUAUCUCGACGUCUGCUCAACCGGCUACACCACCAUCCACACCACCCACACAGCCAUCUACGAAGAAUCACCCGCCACCCCCACUCCCCAGGAGUACCCCGCAGGCUUCACAACGACAAUCAAAUACUGCCACAGCGGCUGCGCCCCUUACCCAACGAGCGUAACCGUCACCAUCCCCAUCGUCGAAACCGAGUACCCUUACACAACCGGGAACGCUCCCAAGCCUACUUCCGGAGCCCAGUACCCCGAAGCAGGCAAACCGUCCGUGGAUAAGAAUUACCACGUCGGUGUGCCCCCGGAGCUUCUGAACAACACCGCUGUCGUCGUGGUUCCGCACGUCGUUACGUUGUCCGUCGUCCCUGUGCCGGCGGCCGAGUACCACGCUUCGUCCGCUUCUGCACACGCUUCGGUUUCCAAGGCCGCGUAUCCCCUCGCAGGAGGCUAUCUGGCUCCCGCAUACCCCUCUCCCGCACCGCAAGGAACUGCUCCCGCCUAUCCCGCCGUUCAUCCUCAUCCCAGUGCCAACGCAACCGCGCCGUACGGAACCGCGCCGUAUGGGACGGGCGUGACGGGACCCACGAAGACGGGCUACCAGCCUCCAGCAGCAGAGUUCACGGGUGCGGCGGCCGGUCUCAAGGUGGGCGGUGUGUUGGGUGCGGUUGUUGCGGCGGGAAUUGCAAUGUUCGUGUAG
This is a messenger RNA of Westerdykella ornata, 2628 nucleotides long. RefSeq lists its product as uncharacterized. Gene Ontology annotation, biological process: glucan catabolic process. Bases 1 to 2628 code for a protein of 875 amino acids. The transcript has 6 exons. Gene Ontology annotation, molecular function: hydrolase activity, hydrolyzing O-glycosyl compounds. NCBI's taxonomy places the organism in Eukaryota, Fungi, Ascomycota, Dothideomycetes, Pleosporales, Sporormiaceae. The record is from RefSeq and is a predicted model, not a curated record.